AUGACAGCUUCUGCUUCGCGCAGUGCAAUUAUGCACCGAGACAGCCAUUUUACUCCCAAAAAGGCCGUCGGCGGUAAAGGAUGCUAUAUCUUCCUUGAGGAUGGAACACGGUUCCUUGACUCGACUGGCGGUGCUGCUGUUGCAUGUCUAGGCCAUGGCAAUGAAACCGUUCAACAAGCCAUCAAAGAACAAAUGGACCAGAUAUCCUACUGUCAUUCCGCAUUCUUUGGCACUAAUGCUGCCGAGGAAUUGGCUCAACUUCUAGUUGACUCCACAGGAGGCAAAAUGUCCAAGUUGUUCGUAGUAAGCUCAGGUCUGGAAUCUUUAAUUCUAUUUUACUCCAAUCCACUGACUAGUCUCAAUCUAGGUUCCGAAGCUAUCGACGGUGCUUUGAAAUUGGCUCGUCAAUACUUCCUGGAGCUGCCUAGUCCCCAACCAGAGCGCACACGGUUCAUCGCUCGCUCGCGGUCUUAUCAUGGCACUACCAUUGGCGCGCUGGGUGUGGGUGGACAUCUUUCUCGAAGAGAGCUGUUCGAGCCUUUGCUAGCGAAGAAUACAUCUCAUGUCUCACCGUGCAACGCAUACCGUGGCAAAAAGGAUGACGAAUCCGAUGCAAGCUAUGUGGUCCGCCUUGCAGCUGAACUUGAUGCCGAGUUCCAGCGAGUGGGUCCAGAGACCGUGUGCGCCUUCGUCGCGGAACCUGUGGUCGGCGCUGCUCUUGGAUGUGUGCCAGCAGUCCCAGGAUACUUCCCAGCCAUGAAAGCUGUCUGUGAGAAAUACGGCGCUCUACUGAUCCUCGACGAGAUCAUGAGUGGAAUGGGUAGAACGGGAACUCUUCACGCUUGGGAACAGGAAGAUGUUGUCCCUGAUAUUCAAACCAUAGGUAAAGGACUCGGUGGGGGCUAUGCUCCCGUUUCCGCGAUCCUGGUCAACGACUCCAUUGUGCAGAUUCUUGAUAAUGGAACGGGUGUAUUCCGGCAUGGACAGACAUACCAGGGCCACCCGAUCUCUUGUGCUGCUGCUUUGGCAGUGCAAAAGACUGUUCAAGAACGAAAUCUUUUAGAAAAUGUCCGCAAUAUGGGUGCUUACAUGGAGCAACAGCUUCGUCAACAUCUUGGAGAUCAUCCCUACGUUGGAGAUAUUCGAGGCAAAGGGUUAUUCUGGGGGAUCGAAUUCGUCAAUGACAAGAUUACCAAAGAGCCAUUCGAUCCGGUAACUCGGCUAUCCUUCCUCAUGCAGGAAAAGGGCCUGUGCCCAAAGUAUGCUCUCUCACUCUAUGGUAAUCCAGGGACGGUGGACGGUGUUCGGGGUGACCAUGUGAUCAUCUCGCCUCCCUUCACUGUCUCAAAGGAGGAAAUCGAUAUCAUUGUUGAUGGCGCUACAAAGGUAUUUGCAGAGGUCUUCAACGAGCUGGGCCUGUGA
Molecule: messenger RNA, 1422 nt
Organism: Penicillium odoratum
Lineage: Eukaryota; Fungi; Ascomycota; Eurotiomycetes; Eurotiales; Aspergillaceae
Product: aminotransferase, class III
Exons: 3
Coding region: 1-1422 (473 amino acids)
Cellular component (GO): cytosol
Molecular function (GO): transaminase activity; pyridoxal phosphate binding
Source: RefSeq, a predicted model, not a curated record